Messenger RNA from Rana temporaria (common frog), 1935 nucleotides. RefSeq names its product tRNA methyltransferase O (gene TRMO). The coding region runs from base 401 to 1585 and encodes 394 amino acids. The transcript is spliced from 5 exons. The record is from RefSeq and is a predicted model, not a curated record. Lineage: Eukaryota; Metazoa; Chordata; Amphibia; Anura; Ranidae.
GCAUGUCACAACCAGGAAGUGUGUGCACACAGUAUGCAACGAGGAGUGGAAGUAGCAGAGUCUCUGUAAUAAUAAGGGUUGUAUAGAGGAAAAGAGGACAGGCUGUGCUGAUUUAUAGGUUGCACAGAUAGAAGAGGAUACACUGUGCUGUGUUCUUACACAAGGAGCACUGACUGAGAAGAUCUUUUAUUACACAUAAACACACUGCAUUACACUUAUAUAGUAGUUGACAGAGCCUUAACCCCCAUUUUGGUCUGAAUGUAGGCAGUGAAUAUUAUAAGAGCUCAGUGUUUUGUAUGCACUAGAUUCGUGAGACAAUUUGUCUACGCAGCCCUGCGAUUAGAACACACGCCUGUAUUGGAGAUACAACCGAACAUCGCGCCGGUCGGAGGCAACAUAAAUGGACAACAAAAAAUGCGAAACGUGCCAAGAGAAGAGGGAUACGGAGCCCGCAUUUUCUUCACUGGAGACAGGUCAUCUGCUGACCAAACCAAUUGGAUACAUUGAAUCCUGCUUUGCUGAAAAAAAUGGCACACCAAGGCAACCUUCUGUUUGCAGUUUGUCUCGUGGAUGUUUAAAGAUAAGCAGGAGUGUUUUCAAUAAUCCUGAGCAUUCUGUCAUUGAUCUACAACAGUUUUCCCAUGUGUGGAUUUUAUUUAUUUUUCACAAAAAUGGACGUUUAAGUUGCAAAGCAAAAGUUCAACCACCAAGACUGAAUGGAGCAAAAACUGGGGUGUUUUCUACAAGAAGUCCUCAUAGACCUAAUGCAAUGGGACUGACUCUUGCCAAACUAGAUAAAGUAGAAGGCGGAACACUGUAUCUGUCUGGAAUUGACAUGAUACAAGGAACGCCAGUUAUUGACAUCAAGCCAUAUAUUGCAGAGUAUGAUUCACCAAGAUCAACGCAUUCAUUUGUUGAGCCAGAAGAAAACAAAAGGCAACAUGAGGGUAGUUGUGAUGCAUCAGGAAACCGGCAAGAGACAUCUUCAAAACAAUUUAAUAUAAUUUGUCAUAGUGUGGAAAAUAAAGUGGAAGAUAAAGCAGAGAUAUCUAGCAGUCAUGGUAACGUAUUAGAUGACCAUAAAGAGAAGGUGGCUUUGGAGACUACUGAAGGAUCAUCUCUUCCUGUGAAAGCAUCAUGUUCAUUGCAGGAAUAUUCUUCUGGACAAGAAGUAAAGUAUUUAAAUAUACUAGAUCAAAAGACAGAGCUUACAAAUCAAGUGAACGCAGGUAUAAAAGAUGGUGAAGACAGAGCCAGCACUUGUGAUAGUUUUGCCCCAAAUUGGGUGACAGAAUCACCCGUGCCCAAGUUGAAAGUCAGGUUUACACCACAUGCAGAAACGGAAUUGAAGCAGUUUCAAGCAGAAUUUGACUCCGGGGGACCAUCCUUCCGCUACUUUCAGUCAAUUGAAGAAGCAAAGUGUGCAAUCAGCACUGUGCUAUCAGCUGACCCUCGCUCAGUUUACAGAAGAAAUCGUUGCCUGGAUCGUCUGUUUUAUUUUAGCCUUGAUACCAUGCACAUGACAUGCUGGUUUGGUGAUGGGUUUGCAGAAGUGGUUAGAAUACAGCCAGUCUCAAAGGCUUGAUACCUGUAGUUUUGUACCUUGAGAUUUAGUCAUUUUAUUGGGGGGGAAAACAAGUUAAAAUAUCUUGCAGGAAUAGGAAGCAGAAGUAAUGGGAAACAUACUCAUAGUCCUAUAUUUACUGACCCAGAAGAGCAUCUGCUGCUGUAGCUUUUCUACACAGAGCUCCCCAUAGGAUUCAAUGAAAGUGCUUGCUUGUGCCUAGCCAAGAAAAUUUUGACUAGCAGCUAUGCGAUGCUUACAAGGUCAUAUAUUCAAUAUCUUGCUGCAUAAUGAACUAAUGACAGGACUGGGGGGCAGAGAGGAUUACAAAGGUGCAGUUGCACAUAAAGGUGCAAAAUUGCUCUUAAUUU